AUGAAUAAGCAUGACAGUGCUACAACUAAUGAAAAAAGUCCACUGGAGGGUAGUGAAAUGCUCACAGGAACCAUAAAGAUAAUGCGAACUCAACUUGAUUAUAAAUUUUAUGACAAUGCUUGUCUCAACUUCCUUAAGAUUGUCAGUUAUGGUGUUUGGUCUGCUAUAGCUAAUGAAAGUAGAAUGGCUGCCUCUAUUCUACGCCUACAUUUCCAUGACUGUUUUGCUAAUAGCUGUGAUAGAACUGUCUUGCUUGAUGAUACCAACACAUUCACAGGGGAGACGAACACGUACCCUAAUAAGGAUUCGGCUGGAGGAUUUGAUAUUAUUGAUGCAAUAAAGGCAAAUGUUGAGAAAGCUUGCCCGUCCAAAGUCUCUUGUGUUGUUAUAUUGACUCUUUCUGCCAGGGAAUCUGCUUAUCUGAUCAUAAUGACCAAAGGCUAUGUCGAGUAUCGUGAAGAUAGUUUGGGCAGUAACAACUAA
Molecule: messenger RNA, 483 nt
Organism: Fraxinus pennsylvanica
Lineage: Eukaryota; Viridiplantae; Streptophyta; Magnoliopsida; Lamiales; Oleaceae
Source: the annotation of a GenBank genome assembly